This is a messenger RNA of Symbiodinium pilosum, 393 nucleotides long. NCBI's taxonomy places the organism in Eukaryota, Dinophyceae, Suessiales, Symbiodiniaceae. The record is from the annotation of a GenBank genome assembly.
AUGCCCCUCUGCGCAGAGCAGGGUUCCGCUUUUAUCCUCAUGCACCCUCAUUGUCAACUAGAGGUACGGGCACAGCAUCGCACUGUGCACUUCUUGCGACUUUUGCUGUGGUAUGGAUGUGAGGAGUACCAAAGCUUGAUCGGUGCAUGCUCUGAUGUUCGUUGCCGCCCUAUCCCAGUCCGCCUACCACCCCUAUCACCACCAUCACGAGCUCCACCACCAUCAGCCUUGUUAGUCCCGCCUCCAACAGUGGAGGCUGCCCGGAUGCGUCCACACAUCGACUCUGGAGGCCUUGCGAUGCAGGUAGCAAGCUCUUCGGAUCUGGGAAAUGGAGGACUAGCAGCUCCGCUCAGACCAGCUCUUCACCCUCCAUUUUCUCGGAGAUCUCGUUGA